UGUUUUGUUUAUUGUGCAAUUUUUCCACAAGAUUACAAAUUCGAUGAGGAUGAGUUGGUUCUACAGUGGAUGGCUGAGGGAUUUGUACAGCACGCACAGGAAAUGAAGCAAAUGAAACGCUCGGGUCAUCUAUAUUUCCAUGAGUUAUUAUGGAGAUCCUUUUUUUCAACAAUCUACUGGCAAUAAAUCACGAUAUGUGAUGCAUGACCUACUCAAUGAUCUAGCUAAAUCUGUAAGUGGAGAAAUAUGCCUUCAUUUGGACGAUGAUAAGUUGAAGGGCAUAAAAUCACAUGCAAACGUUCGCCAUUCAGCGUUCGCUUGUCAUCGCUAUGACAGGUACCAAAGAUUUGAAGUCUUUUAUGAGAUGAGUAAUCUGCGAACAUUCUUAGCAUUAUCCCCUAAUCAAUGGGGACAUAAUUUUUUAUCUAUUAGAGUGGUGCAUGACAUAGUGCCCAAACUGAAACGUUUAAGGGUGCUAUCACUAGCUCCAUACGAGUUUGAAGAGUUGCCAAGUUCAAUUGGGGCCUUAAGGCAUUUACGAUAUCUGAACUUGUCUUACAACGCCGGGAUUAAAAGAUUACCUAAUUCACUGAUAAAUCUUCAAAACUUGCAGACACUGAAGUUAUGUGCUUGUCGGAAUCUUAUUGAGUUGCCCACAGGCAUUGGCGCUUUAAUCAAUUUGAUGCACCUCGAUCUUAAAGGUACGGAUGCUUUGCAGGAGAUGCCAUUGGGGGUAGCUAAAUUGAUAAAUCUUCAAAUAUUGUCUAAGUUUAUGGUGGGAAAAGGAAGUAAUUGCCUUGGAAUUAGAGAGGUAAUGAACCUCCCUCAUCUAGAAGGACAACUUCGUAUUGAAGAGCUACAGAACGUGGCAAGGAUCGAAGAUGCAAAUCUCGUUGAUUUAAAGAAGAUUGAGAAUCUUGAUGAUUUGGCUUUGGUAUGGACCCAUAAAUUGCGUGAUUCACCACGCGAAGAGGAUCAUGAAUUCCAGGUUCUCAACUUGCUAGAACCUCAUCAAAAGUUGGAAAGCCUUUCGGUUCAAUUUUAUGGCGGUAAGCAAUUUCCUUUGUGGAUAGGAGAUCCUGCAUUCACAAAUAUGGUGGAUCUAGAGCUUUGGGAUUGUCAGAAUAUUACCUCGCUGCCACCGCUAGGUAGACUAUGUAAACUGAAAAGGCUGUGCAUCAAAGGCAUGGAUGAACUGCAAGAAGUAGGGCUUGAGCUUUCCCCGUCCCUUCAGAUUCUACAAAUUGAGGAUAUGUUGAAGUUGAAGCAAUGGGCUCACUCUGAUGACGUCAAUGUAGAGGUUACAAGAAAAUUUCCCAGACUACGUCGCAUUUGGAUAGGCAAAUGUCCUAAAUUGGUUGUGACAUUGCCUACCUCCCUUCCUUCCCUUGAGGUAUUGGACAUUCGUGGAUGUAAAGAUAUUAUUCUCGAAAGUGUGCAUGAUCUAUGUUCCCUUCAAACCUUGUCCAUUUCGAGUAUUUCAGCGCUUGAAAAUUUACAUCAAGUGGUUACGCAGUCCUUGGUGGCGCUAGAACAUCUGUCCAUUGAUAAUUGCCGCCAAUUGAUACACCUGUGGCAGGGUUCAACUGAUUUAGACAAACUUUCUAGGUUGAAAUCUCUAAGGAUCCAAGGUUGUGAGAAGCUAAUGUCUUUGAUAAGAGGAGAAGAAGGGAAUUUGCCUUGCAAUCUUGAAAUUUUGGAGAUAAUGUGCUGCAAUGGAUUGGAGAUUCUGCCAAAUGGGUUGCAUAGCCUUGUGUCUCUUAGAGAGCUGAAUAUCUGUCAGUGCCGAAACCUUGUGUCCUUCCCAUCUGCGGGCUUACCUUGUAGUCUUAAAAGUCUCGAUAUCAAAUAUUGUGAUUCUCUGGAGUCCUUGCCUAAGGGCAUUGUGCAUGAUAGUAACACUAGGAAUGAGAUGUCUCAUCUUGAGGAUGUGAGUGUCAGUGGAUGUCCAUCUCUUACAUCGCUUCUAGUUGGUGAAUUUCCCUAUUCAAUUAAAGAAAUUGAAAUUUGCUUUUGGACGACACAACUAUUGGAGUCGUUUCAUAAUAGGUUUUCGCAUCUCACCACAUUAGCAAUAUGUUACUCUAAGUUGGAGUCUUUCCCAGAAAGUGGAUUGGCCAUUCCCAACCUUAGCCGUUUAAAAAUCGCCAACUGUGGGAAUUUGAGGUUGCUUCCCAAUCAAAUCCAAAAUCUCACAUCUCUUCUCGAUUUAGAUAUACAUAGUUGUGGAGGUUUGGUGUCCUUUCCAGAUGAGGGUUUACCCCCAAACCUUUUCCAGAUGAGGGUUUACCCCCAAACCUUCAAUCUUUACAUAUAUGGAACUGUGGAGGUCUGGUGUCCUUUCCAGAUGGCGGUUUACCCCCAAAACUAG
Molecule: messenger RNA, 2371 nt
Organism: Jatropha curcas
Lineage: Eukaryota; Viridiplantae; Streptophyta; Magnoliopsida; Malpighiales; Euphorbiaceae
Source: RefSeq, a predicted model, not a curated record